This is a messenger RNA of Microthlaspi erraticum, 381 nucleotides long. Lineage: Eukaryota; Viridiplantae; Streptophyta; Magnoliopsida; Brassicales; Brassicaceae. The record is from the annotation of a GenBank genome assembly.
AUGGUUGAUGAAGUGAUGGAAAGGACUUGGCGAGAUGAUGGAUUGAAAGGGAUGAUGAAUGGCUAUAACAAGAGAUCUGCGGAAGGAUCUCUCAACACCAAACUUGUUGAUCUCAAGGAUAUUACACACCAAGAGAUGGACAAGGCUCUUAACUCGCCGACUCAAACGGCUAAGUACUCUUCCAAUGUCUUGGUUGAGCAACUUAGUUUGGACCUUGUAACUGGACCAGUUGGUAUAGCCAAAGCCUCCAAAGCUUCCUCAGGUUCAAGCUGCUCCUCCUCAGCUACAAGCUCUUCCAGCUGCUUCCUGGUCCAAGUUCCUAGCAACCUCCUCCAUAAUCAUAUCAGGAUCAUUUGUGAAAGAGACCACCGCUUGAACUAG